Molecule: messenger RNA, 9624 nt
Organism: Botrytis fragariae
Lineage: Eukaryota; Fungi; Ascomycota; Leotiomycetes; Helotiales; Sclerotiniaceae
Product: putative vacuolar protein sorting-associated protein 13 protein
Exons: 2
Coding region: 1-9624 (3207 amino acids)
Biological process (GO): mitochondrion organization; protein targeting to vacuole; protein retention in Golgi apparatus
Cellular component (GO): extrinsic component of membrane
Source: RefSeq, a predicted model, not a curated record
AUGUUGGAAGGCUUGGUCGCAUCGUUGCUGAAUCGAUUUCUGGGCAUGUACAUACGGAAUUUCGAUCCGGGACAACUGAAAGUAGGAAUCUGGUCGGGAGAUGUUAAGCUGCGAGAUUUGGAGCUACGACGGGAGGCCUUGGAUCAAUUAAAGCUACCUAUAAAUGUGGUGGAGGGACAUUUGGGACAGCUUACCUUGAAGAUACCAUGGUCGAAUCUGCGAGGUCAGCCUGUACAAGUCGAAAUCGAAGAUAUAUAUGUACUCGCAUCACCGAAAGAAGAUGCAGAGUGGGAUGAAGAGGAAGAGGAGAGGAGGAGGCAGGUUGUUAAGAUUGAGAAGUUGGACAGUGCCGAGAUGCUGAAAGAUAGAAAUCAAGAGGGGAUGAGUUUGGAAGAACAACAGAAGAACCAGAGCUUCACGGAUAGUUUGGUUACCAAAAUCAUCGACAAUCUCCAAAUUACGGUUAAGAAUAUUCACGUACGAUAUGAGGACUCAAUUUCGGCACCUGGUCACCCAUUUGCUCUCGGGCUUACAUUACAAGAGUUCAGUGCCAUCAGUACGGAUGGCAAUUGGAAACCGACGUACAUACAAAACUCUUCUGGAACCACACAUAAGCUUGCCACUCUUGGUGCUUUGGCUGUGUACUGGAAUACGGAUACAGAAUUGUUGAGCACUGGGAGAGAGGCGGAAGUGUCUACACCUCCAGAGGUCGCAUCGCACGAUGAAAUGUUGACGAGAUUCAAAGAGAUGAUUGUGCGAGGUGAAGAUGCAAAACAAGCCAAUCAUCAGUUUAUUUUAAAGCCUGUUAGUGGUCAGAUGAAGCUUGAGAUGGACAAAAGCGGUAAGAUAGAAAUACCACAUAUGAAGGCUGGGUUGUUGUUCGACGAAAUUGGAGUGGUUCUUGACGAUCAUCAAUAUCGAGAUGCUUUGAUGAUGGUCGACUUAUUCCAUUACUUCCUCCUUCAUCAAGAGUAUAAGAAAUUCCAACCGAAAGGAGUUCGGCCAAAAGAGGAUCCACGUGCUUGGUUCAAGUUUGCGGGUAAUGCUAUCUUAAGUAAGAUUCAUGAACGCAAUCGUCGCUGGUCAUGGGCCUUCUUCAAGGAGAGACGAGACGAUCGAAUUCGUUACAUUGAGCUCUUCAAGAAAAAGAAGAAGCAGACCGAGCCAUUAUCACCUGAAGAAAAUGAGGAGGUGGAUAAGCUUGAGUGGAAACUCGACUACGAAGAUAUACGCUUCUGGAGAUCCUUGGCCAGAAACCAAUUGAAGAAAGAGAAUGUUGGUAUUAAAAAGGCAGCACCGAAGCAAAAGCAAGGGUGGGUUGCAUGGGCUUGGGGCGCGAAACAACAAGAACAGGAAGAAGACGAAGAAACCACCAUGACCGAGGAACAGCGGAAAGAAUUGUAUGACGCCAUCGAUUGGAAUGAGAAAACAGCAAUUGCGGAAAGUAUCGAUUUACCAAAAGAGACCGUUAAGAUGCAAAUCGAGGCAUCGCUCAAUACCGGUAGCUUCACACUCAAGCGUGAUCCUCAUAAUAAUACGGUCGAAGUUCUCAGCCUAUACUUUGAUGCUUUCAAGGCAAAAUUCUUACAGCGACCCGAGUCAAUGUUAGCGGAUGUAAGCCUUGGAGGCCUGCGAGUGAACGACGGCACGACUCCUGAUAGUCUGUUUCCUCAAAUUGUUCGCGUUAAAGAUGCUCCUGAAACACCCAAGACGAAGCUUCUGCUCAACGGCGAUGAUGACGAGUCUAACGAUACUCCCGAUCCAUUCUUCCAAUUCCAAGUUGAAACAAAUCCUUUGCAUGACGCCGGUGAUGUUGCAGUGACCGGAAAACUCAAGCCGCUUGAGAUCAUUUGGAAUCCUCAUUUCCUUGUGGGUAUAAUCCAAUUUUUCAAACCACCAGAAAGACAUAUGGAGUCUAUCGGGGCUCUUAUGGAAUCUGCCGGAGCGACAGUAGAAGGACUCAGACAACAGACACGAGCAGGACUUGAAUUCGCACUCGAGGAGCACAAAACAAUCAAUGCCAAGUUAGAUCUUCAAGCGCCUCUCAUCAUUGUGCCUGAAAACAUUACCUCGAGCAAAACGACUUGUCUGAUUCUCGAUGCCGGUCAUAUCAGUGUGAACAGUGAACUUGUGGAUGAGGAAACAAUGCGUGAAGUGCAAUCAAAGCAGAAGACAGUUUAUACCGAUGCAGAUUAUCAACGCCUAGAAUCUCUCAUGUACGAUAGAUUUGUGGUCAAGCUUUCCAAUACCCAAGUCCUCAUUGGACCUUCCAUCGAAGACACAAAACUACAAGUCAUGGAAAAGGAAGAUCCUCAAUCGAUGCGUGUUGUCGAGAAAAUCAAUAUUGAUUUUAUUGUCGAAACUUCAAUCAUACCAAAAGCGCCAAACUUGACCAAAGUAAGAGUCUCUGGUCGUCUACCUGUACUACAUGCUUCUGUUUCAGACAAGAAAUAUAAAAGCUUGAUGAGUAUUAUCAACGCAGCUAUUCCGAAUGUAAAUGCAGAGGAACUUCCAGCACAGACAUUAGCGAAGAGUCGCCGAACUUCGACUUUAUCAAUAAGAGCACCCUCCUCGUCAAAGCCAAGGGAUCGGGCACAAUCUACAUCAUUCAACUUCUCAAGACAAGAGGCUAUCAUUCUUCAAGAUGAGUCGUCUGAUGACGAUGAUGACGAUGAAUUUCAAGACGCUCCUAGCGGCAAAGAGAGUGAUAAACUCAAACUGGAACAAAAGAAUUUUGAGCUCAAAUUUGAAGUGGAACGACUUCAGGGCUCGCUUUAUCGAAGUGAUCCGGAAGGCAGGAAGCCAGAUCAACUUUUGGUGGAAGUAGUCGCUGAGAACUUUGGCGUGAAUCUUGUUCUUCGUCCAUACGAUCUGAUUGUAGAAACUGUCCUCCAAUCCGUAGUUGUGGAUGAUUUCAUUGAUAAUCCUCCCGCUGAAUUCAAAUCGAUAGUUUCCUCUGGAGACAUGGAAUCAGAAGACGAAACCGCCCUCAUCAACGUGAAAGUGGUGAAGGUAAAUCCACAUUCGCCGGAGUUCAUGCCAAAAUAUGACGGAGUUGAGAUUAAUGUAGAUGUCUCUGUUUCCACGAUAAAUUUAGUGGUUACUCGCAAGACUCUAUUGACUCUGCUUGAUUUCAUCUUGAUUACAUUUACAAAUCAAGACGGCCCACCUCAAUUGCCUGCACCUACCAAGGAAACCACAGAUGAUCUACUAGCUGUGCCAGAUGAGUCGCCGUUUGAAGAAGAGGUAGUACCACCAGCCAAGAACACUGAAUUGUCAGUUCGUGUUAAGGUUGACCUGAAGAGUAUACGCUUGAUACUCAAUAACGAUGGCAUUCGACUAGCCACUCUUUCAUUCAACCAUGCGGAUGUAGGCAUCUUUAUACUAGGAAAUACCUUACGAAUUGGCGCAAAGUUGGGAGAUCUAUCUUUAGUAGAUGAUGUUAACCUCGGAGCCUCCAGCGAUUCCAAUCUUCGAAAAUUGAUCGCUAUUGAGGGAGACGACUUGGCCGAUUUCCGAUAUGAGACCUUUGAUGCUAAAGGCAGUUCAUACCCUGGAUAUGAUUCCUCUAUCUACUUGCGCGCAGGUUCUAUCAAAGUCAAUUUCCUUGAAGAGCCAUAUCGUAAGAUUAUUGAGUUUUUGGUCAAAUUUGGCAAGAUGCAAGCUCUUUUCAAUGCUGCUCGACAAGCUGCGGCAAAUCAAGCUUCUCAACUUCAGCAAAGUACCAGCCGCAUUAAAUUCGAUGUCAACAUCAAAACACCUAUUGUCGUCUUCCCUCGUGUAACGAACGCAGGCAGCGGCAAGAGAGACAUGAUAACUGCUUACCUGGGAGAAAUUUAUGCAGAAAACAAAUUUGUCCCAAUUGAUGACUCGAAGGAUGCGACUAUUGCAAUGAAGCUCACAGCUGGUAUUAGAAAUAUUCGAUUAACAUCUGACUUCCAUUUCCCAGAUGAGAAGGCAGAAGAGCUUGAACUCAUUGACAAAGUUGAUUUGGGUUUCUUGGUCACUUAUGCUGAACAUACUGCUGGAGCACUUCGUCCGGAUUUGGAGAUCGAAGGUCACAUGUCUGACUUCAAUCUGCGAAUUACACAAAUGCAGUUGAAAUUUCUUCUCGAAUUAGCAAAGUCUGUUCCAGGCGCUUUCAUGGUGGAUUCGGAUGUCAGCGAGCAACAAGCUGUAGACGAAGUGGCCAGCCCGACGACAAAAAGAGCAAAAGCAAUCACCCAGAAAUCAUCAGACGAUGACCAUAAUAAAGAAUUGGUUGAUCUUGGUCCAGAACUCGGUUCUAAUGCACAGAGUUGGACGAAGCUUGACUUGGCCUUCCAUGUGAACACAAUCGGUCUCGAACUCAUCCUAGCAAAGGAGAAUGAGCCAGUUGGUGAUCUUGAGGCCGCAAGCUUAUCAAGAUUCUCUAUGGAUGACACGAAGGUUAAGCUCCGCAUGAUGACAGAUGGUUCAUUGGAAUCAGAAUUUUUAAUCCACGCUUUCACUAUCCAGGAUAGUAGGAAGAGAGAGACGAACAAAUUUCGAAAGAUUAUGACAUCUUCGAAUAAAGAUGUGCAACAAUUCAUGGCUAGCGUUACCAUCUCCGGAGGACAAGAACGCAACCUCAUCGCUAUCUUAUCAAUAGAUAGUCCAAAGGUUAUCUUUGCCCUGGAUUAUCUUUUUGCUCUACAGGCAUUCAUAACAGAGGGCCUUGCUGUUGAAGAACCUGUUUCGCCAGAUGACGAGGAUGAAACGACUGAAUCCGAGAAUGCAUCUGAUGCAGAUUCCAUGCAAGUAGCUAGGCCUAAGACUGUAGCUAGCCAAGCAAGAUCGCCAAGCAAAUCACCUAGUCAAUCAUCUUCUUCGUCCGAUCAAUCUUCCAUGUCAAUAGCCUUCAGAGUAAAUGUCGUGGAUGCACAGAUAAUAUUGAUUGCAAAUCCACUCAGUACCAGUUCCGAAGCAAUUGUACUUGGAACUAAGCAAAUCCUCAUGUCACAGCAGCAUGCUCUCACACUACAGGUGUCCGAGAUGGGUAUGUUCUUGUGCCGAAUGGACAAAUUUGAGGAUACUCGCCUGAGAAUUCUUGACGACUUCUCUCUCCAAAUGUCAUUGGAUAGUUCGAAGCCAAAUGCCCAAAGCAUUUAUCUUGAUGUUGAGCCUCUUGUUCUGAGAUUAUCGCUACGUGAUAUUCUUCUAGCGAUUCAGAUUGUACAAAGAGCAUCUGAGCUUUCCGGCAAUGAUGAUGAAUCUGGUGAGAAGAAACCCGCUGCAUCUGAUGUCAAGGCAAAGCAAUUGCAAAGUUCCUCAAGCCUCAAACAACGAUCGGCUAGCGGUAGAGGUGCAUCAACAAUGAAGAGAACCACUGCCGGCACGAUUGUGCCGUCUCAACAAACUCCAACUGCCCAAACCAGUACUCAACCUACCCACAAGAAGCAUGAGGAAUUGACUGCGACGUUGGCAGGGAUGAGACUCAUUCUAAUUGGCGAUCUACAUGAAUUGCCAAUCCUUGAUCUUAGUGUCAAGAAAUUCACAGCUUCUGCUGCUGACUGGUCGGGUAGUUUACGAGCUGAUACCGCAAUCAAUAUGUUCAUCAAUGUUUACAACUUCUCCAAGUCAGCAUGGGAGCCUCUCAUUGAGCCUUGGGAGCUAGGACUACUGGUAGCCAAGGACACUAACCCGGAUUGCAUGUCCGUCGAUCUAAUCUCGAAAAAGACGCUCGAGAUCACUGUCACAUCCGCGACUAUUGCACUGGCAUCGAAGUCCGCGCAGUUCCUCAGCCAGUCUGAUGAUGUCUUAUCAAAACCAAGAGGAGCCGAUGCUCCAUAUCGCAUUCGCAAUUAUACUGGUUUCGAUGUUAAUGUAUGGGCAGAUGUCCCUGAUGCUGAUAACACCAUGGCUGCUACGCUGACGGAUGGCGAGGAAGCACCUUGGAGAUUUGAAGAUUGGGAGAAGAUGCGUGAGAAUCUCUCGCCUGAGAAUACUAGUGGAUAUGUCGGGAUAAGAUUAGAAGGGAGUGGAUUUGAUAGUCUAAGCAAGAUUCCAGUCAAUCGUGAAGGAGAGACUCUGUACAGUCUACGACCCCGUCAAGAUAAGAUCUUACAUCGACUGCUUGUCGAAGUUACCUUGGGUGAGGAUAAUGUCAAGUAUAUCACCUUGAGAUCUCCACUACUGGUAGAAAAUAAGACACAGAUUCCUGUGGAGCUUGGAGUCUUUGACCCUCAAGAGGGCCAUCUGCUCAAAAUUGAGAAAAUCGCACCUGGUGAAAGUCGUCCCGCGCCUGUUGGGGCGGCAUUCAUGAAAUCACUAUUGGUGAGACCAGAUCAAGGUUUCGGUUAUUCUUGGUCUACAGAAUCACUCUUUUGGAAAGAUCUUCUGAAGAGACCUACAAGAACAAUUACUUGCAAGGGUGAAAGCGGUGAUAAGACGCCCCCAUUCUAUUUCCAAAUGAACGCCACUUAUGACAAGACUACUCCGAUUACAAGUAUCUACCCAUAUAUGCGAAUUCGACUUUCGGCACCUAUUGAGCUUGAGAACCUACUACCGUAUGACUUCAAGUAUCGUAUCUACGACAAAAAUACAAAGAAAGAUUGGACAAACUUCCUUCGUAAAGGUGGUCUGAGUCCUGUUCAUGUCGUCGAACUUUCGCAUUUACUUCUCAUGAGCAUUGAUAUGCAGGAUACAGUCUUCAAAGCCAGCGAGUUUGCAAUCAUCAACUCAAAUAACCAAGAUGACUUCCGUAAGGAGACAGCUCUGGUUUGUAAAGAUCGUGAUGGACUUGCUUUGAACCUCAGAUUACAUUAUUUCAAGAUUCCAGAUAGUGGUGGAGCUUUCAGAGUCACAGUUUACAGUCCUUAUGUCAUCCUAAAUAAGACUGGCUUAGAGAUCAACAUCAAACAAAAAUCGCUAUUGCAGCAAGCAAAGACAGCAGCCGGUCAAGGAUUCCAUACUGACUCAGUUGAUUCUGAACGACGCAAAGCACUGCCCUACAUGUUCGCAUAUGGAGGAGAUGAUCAACGAAAUCGUGCUCUAUUGAAGGUUGGUGACUCAAAUUGGAGUAAACCGCAAAGUUUGGAUGCUAUCGGCAGCAACGUUGAUGUCAUUUUACCUUCCUCAAACAACAAUACCGAAAUCCAUGUCGGCAUCAGUGUUGAAGCAGGAGAGGGUAAAUACAAAAUGACAAAGGUUGUCACACUCGCUCCUCGUUUCGUUCUAAAGAAUCAAAUGAACGAAGAAUUGAACGUUAGAGAGCCUGGUUCAUCUGAACUUUGGACUUUGAAGCCGCAAGCUUUGGAACCUCUUCAUUUCCUUCAGAAGAGUCAAGUAAAGCAACUCACGAUGUGCUUCCCAGGAUUAAACAACCAGUGGUCAUCACCAUUCACAAUCUCGAAUCUUGGAAUUACACAUGUGAAAUUAGCCAAGGCUGGGCAACGACAGAAACUCAUCAGAGUUGAAGUCCUCAUGGAAAAUGCUACAAUUUUCUUGCAUAUCAGUGCUGAAACCAAGAACUGGCCAUUCUCUAUGCGAAAUGAGAGUGACACAGAAUUCAUGUUCUUCCAAGCAAACCCUAACUUGGACGAUGAAGAUGCCGAGGACCGAUCUGGAUGGAAGCCAAUCAGAUAUCGUUUACCACCAAGAAGUAUUAUGCCAUACGCCUGGGACUACCCUGCUGCUAAACAAAAGGAGUUGAUAAUUGUUGCAAACGGAAAGGAACGUCACAUAAAACUUGCAGAGAUUGGUAAUCUCAUUCCUAUGAAGAUUGGAGGAGAUGAUCCCAACCCCAGGAACCAAAAGAUCAUUGAUCUCAACGUCGCAGCAGACGGUCCGACACAAACCCUCAUUCUAUCCAACUAUAAGGCAUCGAAGAGUUUGUAUAAGCAAAAGUCAAGAACAAACUCUUCUGUUAGUUUUGCUGGAGGAUUUGAGGUCAAGAGUCAAGAUACUGCCGUCAACUUCAAAGCACAACUCAAACUUGGUGGAAUUGGCAUCUCUCUAGUCAAUGCUCAACUCAGGGAACUUGCUUACAUUACUUUGCGUGAUAUCGCUCUCAAAUACGCCGAAUCGCCUCUAUAUCAAACCAUCACUGCUUCUAUUAAGUGGAUCCAAAUUGACAAUCAACUUUAUGGUGGAAUUUUUCCCAUGAUUCUGUAUCCUAGUGUCGUUCAAAAGGGCACUAAAGAAACUGAAGCUCAUCCAUCUCUUCAUGCUAUGGUUACUAGAGUGAAGGAUGAUUCAUACGGAGUUAUUUACAUCAAAUAUGCAACGAUUUUGGUGCAACAAAUGACUCUUGAAAUUGAUGAAGAUUUUAUCUUUGCCGUUUUAGAAUUCUCAAAGGUGCCUGGAGCUGCCUGGUCGGAAACACAUGAAGGUGUACUUUGUGAUGAAAGUCUGGAUAUUCCAGAACCAAAACAAGAGCAAUCUGGUCAAGAUAUCUAUUUCGAACUACUCAAUAUUCAACCUAUGCAACUUGAUUUGUCUUUCGUUCGCACCGAUCGAGUCAAUGUUGAAGAUAAGACAUCAUCAAAGAAUCCUUUGAUGUUCUUCAUGAAUGUCUUAACGAUGGCUAUUGGUAAUAUCAAUGAUGCUCCAGUUCGUAUGAAUGCUUUGAUGUUGGAGAAUGCAAGAGUUUCUGCCGCUGUUUUGAUGAUGAACAUCUCCAAUCAUUAUUCACAAGAAGCACUUUAUCAAGUUCAUAAGAUCUUGGGUUCAGCUGAUUUCCUUGGAAAUCCUGUCGGAUUGUUCACCAACAUCAGUUCUGGUGUUGCUGACAUCUUUUAUGAACCAUAUCAAGGAUUCAUCAUGAAUGAUCCAGAACAACUUGGUAUUGGUAUCGCCAAAGGUGCCACCAGUUUUGUCAAGAAAUCAGUAUUUGGUGUUUCAGACAGUUUCUCGAAGUGGACGGGUAGUAUUGCAAAAGGCCUCGCUGAAGCUACUAUGGAUAAACAAUUCCAAGAUCGUCGUCGUAUGACUCGAUCUCGAAAUAGGCCCAAGCACGCUCUUUAUGGUGUUACGGCAGGCGCAAAUUCCCUCAUCAGUAGUUUUGCAAGUGGUGUAGGGGGAUUGGCACGUAAACCUCUUGAAGGAGCAGAACAAGAAGGUGCUGCUGGUUUCUUCAAGGGUGUCGGUAAAGGCCUUUUGGGAUUUGCUACGAAACCAGCCAUUGGUGUCUUUGAUCUCGCUUCAAAUGUUAGUGAAGGUAUUCGUAAUACUACGACGGUCUUCGAUGAUAGCGGACUUGACCGUGUACGACUCACUCGUUUCAUCGGACAAGAUGGAAUUGUACGCCCAUACUCUCAACGUGAAGCACUAGGACAAUUCUGGCUCAAACAACUGGAUAACGGGAAAUACUUUAAUGAACAAUAUAUUGCACAUCUGGAAUUGCCAAGAGAAGAUGUAGUGGUUAUGUUGACUUAUUCGAGGAUUAUGUUGGUUAAGAGUAAGAAAUUGACUAGUGAGUGGGACGUACCAUUGAAGGAUAUUCAAACGAUUAGUAAAGAGAGGACAGGUCUGAGUUUGACAUUGAGAGGAGGAACAAACGGACCAUUUGUGCCGGUUGCAGAGGAAAGUUCGAGGAACUUUUUGUAUAAGAAUAUUGGAGUAGCGGUUGGGGAGUUUAAUAAGAAGUAUAAAGCUACGGAGUAG